Molecule: messenger RNA, 2592 nt
Organism: Morchella sextelata
Lineage: Eukaryota; Fungi; Ascomycota; Pezizomycetes; Pezizales; Morchellaceae
Exons: 3
Coding region: 1-2592 (863 amino acids)
Biological process (GO): glucan catabolic process
Molecular function (GO): beta-glucosidase activity
Source: RefSeq, a predicted model, not a curated record
AUGUCGAGCUCCAAGCUAUCGGCAGCAACAUUUUUGCUGCUGCUCUCCCCCAUCGGUGCUUUUGGGUACACGAAGAACUACACCGGCGAUGGCGCUCCAAUUGCUCCUUUGAGCCCUCCUUAUUUCCCAUCUCCUGUUACUUCUGGUGCUGGCGAUUGGGCGGAUGCCUAUGUCAAGGCGCGGAACUUUGUUGAUCAAUUGACUCUCUUGGAGAAAGUCAAUCUCACCACCGGCACUGGCUGGGGCCAGAACCACUGUGUCGGAAACGUCGGCACAAUCCCUCGUCUCAACUUCCCCUCCCUGUGUCUUCAAGACUCCCCGCUCGGUGUUCGUAUGGGAACAUACGCUUCCGCGUUCUCCUCGGGCAUGAAUGCUGCGGCAACAUGGGACCGCGGUCUCAUGUACAAGCGUGGGUACGAUAUGGGCGCGGAGUUCAAGGGAAAGGGUGCCAAUAUCGCCCUUGGACCUGUUGCGGGUCCUCUUGGAAGACAUUCUGAGGGUGGUCGUAACUGGGAAGGGUUCUCAGUGGAUCCCUGGUUGACGGGUGUUGGUAUGUGGGAGACCGUUAAGGGAAUGCAGGAUGCGGGAGUCAUUGCUACUGCGAAGCACUUUAUCGGUAAUGAGCAGGAACACUUCCGUCAAUCCGGUGAAUCAAACGGCUUUGGGACUCACGAGCCGGUCCUACAAGCCAUCUCGUCCAACAUUGAUGAUCGCACCAUGCACGAGAUGUACCUCUGGCCCUUUGCUGAUGCCGUUCGUGCCGGUGUCGGUGCUAUCAUGUGCUCAUACCAGCAGAUCAACAACUCCUACGGCUGCCAGAACUCGCACCUCCUCAACGGUCUCCUCAAGGAUGAGCUCAAAUUCGAGGGAUUUGUCAUGAGCGAUUGGGGUGCGCACCACUCUGGUGUUGACUCUGGUUUGGCGGGACUGGAUAUGAGCAUGCCCGGCGACUACACCUUUGGCUCUGGAACCUCAUGGUGGGGCGGAAACCUCACCGCCGCUGUGCUCAACGGAUCCUUCCCCGAAUGGAGACUCGAUGAUAUGGCAACCCGCAUCAUGGCCGCCUACUUCAAAGUUGGCCAGGACCCCGAGACUUACCCCGAGACCAACUUCGAUUCAUGGACCACCAGUGAUUAUGGAUAUCUCCACAACCAAGUCCAGCUUGGAUGGGGUCUCGUCAACAAGCACGUCAAUGUCAUGGGCGACCACCACAUCGGUAUCCGCGAGGUUGGUGCUAAGUCCACUGUUCUCUUGAAGAACGUCGACGGAGUCCUCCCUCUCGGCGGUCAGCGACAGAUUGGCAUCUUCGGAUCUGACGCCGGCGAGUCUCCACUGGGCCCCAACGGCUGCUCAGACCGCAACUGCAACAAGGGAACUCUUGCCAUGGGCUGGGGAUCCGGCACUGCAAACUUCCCCUACCUGAUCACGCCGCUCGAGGCCAUCAAGGCCCGCGCCAUCCAGGACGGCACUGUCGUCCAAUCUGUCCUCGACGACUACGCCUAUGCGCAGAUCAACUCCACGGCCCUGCAGGCCUCUGUCUGUCUUGCAUUUGUCAACUCCGAUGCCGGUGAAGGCUACGUCUCCGUCGACGGCAACGAGGGCGACCGCAACAACCUCACCCUCUGGAACAACGGCGAAACGCUCAUCGCAAACGUCGCCGCAAACUGCAACAACACCGUCGUCAUCAUCCACGCGCCUGGCACCGUCCUCGUUGAGUCCUUCGUCGACCACCCCAACGUCACUGCCAUCAUCUGGGCCGGCCUGCCCGGCCAGGAGUCCGGAAACGCCCUCGUCGAUGUCCUCUACGGCGCCGUCAACCCCUCCGGAAAGCUCCCCUUCACCAUGGCCAAGACGCGUGAAGACUACGGCACCGACAUCCUGUACGAGCCCAACGGCCUCAUCCCGCAGGAAAACUUCACCGAGGGCCUCUUCCUCGACUACCGCCACUUCGACAAGGCCGGCAUCGAGCCGCGCUACGAGUUCGGCUUCGGCCUCAGCUACACAACCUUCGCCUACUCCAACCUCACCAUCAAGAAGGUCAGCAACAGCUCCUACACGCCCAUGACCGGCUUCACCGCCGGCAUCCCCGACAGCAACAAGACCCUCGGCUCGCCCGCCGACUACACCUUCCCCGAGGGCCUCGUCAAGGUCACCAAGUUCGUCUACCCCUACCUCGACAACGCCACCGCCAUCCCAUCGGACUCCACCUACGAGGCGCCCGAAGGCGCAUACGACACCUCGCCGCAGCCCAUCCCGGCGGCCGGUGGCGCGCCUGGCGGUAAUCCCUCGCUCUACGACGUCAUCUAUGAGGUCUCGGCAACGAUCAGCAACACCGGCUCGCGCGGCGGCGAGGAGGUUGCCCAGCUGUAUAUCAGCACUGACCUGGAAGAUGACCCGAUCAAUGUCUUGAGGGGCUUCGAGAAGGUCAGCAUUCCCGCGGGUCAGAGCACCACGGUUACCAUGCACCUGAAUAACAGGGAUCUGGCAAGGUGGGACACGGUGAAGGGCGAUUGGGUCGUGCUGGAUAUCGAGAGGACUGUGAAGGUGGGUAGUUCGAGUCGGAAGUUGCCUUUGAGCGCUACUUUGGCUUAA